GUGCAAUUCCAAUGGUGACAGCGACCGUGUACUGUGCGCCUGCGCUUCUACGGUAUGCAGCGCUCGCUGUCUACAGUCUGGGCAGCAUGCUCGGCCUAUAUAAAGCAAUGCGCGCUUGGUCGCCUUGGGAGCGCCGGCUGUGUUUUGCUGCACCGUUUUGCAUGCGGUUAAUGCUAGCGGGGGCGCGCGCCGCGCGGCUCGGUGGCGGCGACCCGCAUGCUAUUCUGCACGUCUUCCUACAGGACGCAGUGUCCUUAGGCGGCGGGGUGAUCGGCGCCCUGCAUAUCCCCGAAAAGUGGUUCCCGGGCGCUGUGGACCGCUGCCUCAACUCACAUAACAUCAUGCAUGUGCUGGUGGUACUCGCAGUAUACUCCAUGCACCAGGUGACCACACGUGACAUAGCAUGGAUGUCUCGCGUGGACUGCAGGGCCCCCCUGCGUCAGCUCUGACGGCCGGCCGCAACCACGCCCGCCCCGCCCGGACAUCUCACCAACGCCUUGCUACAGCUCUGGUUCACGUCCCCCUGGCUCUAGUCCUCUACCCCCCAAGGGGAUAGCAAUCUUGCAUAGAAUUUACGGAAGCGCUCAACAUUUGCCCACAUUUGAAUUCAAGAUUUCUUAUCAGAAAGUUGCUGUUGCUCUGAUUAUUACCAGAAAAAAUUAAAAUAUCGAAUUCAUAUUAACAAUCACCGGACUUUAUUGAUAUGUUUAUUUCGUAGACGGGGCUUCCCAAUAUUUAUUGGUAACUUUAGAAGCCCUAAUAGAAUCUGUUAACAAUUUUAAAGAUUUUUAAAAUGUAAAACAUAAUAAAUUAAAAUUUGUCUUGUAACUACAAAAUUUAUGAAAUCGGACAAUAUCAGCCUGCAAGGAUCUCAUGUAUCCUAUAUACGUAUUACGAACAUAUCUCUAACACCAAUAACUAUAACUUACGAGGGAUAUUGUGCAUUACUCUCUCGUACUUUGAUUCAUUAAUUUUAGUAAUCUACAAAAAAAUAUUGAUAAAUGAAACAACUUUUGAACGGUUUCACCGCGUUUAUAUUUUUCUUUUAUUGACGUUUCGGAGCCUUUACAGGUUUCGUAUCCACAUAAGACAAAAGUCUUUUUUAAAUAAUUUAAUUUAAUAAAUGUAAACGUUUCCAUAUUUUUUUGUAUUGUGAAUGUGUCCAAUAAUUUUGUUGUGAAUGUACUCGUGGCUAUAUUCUUAAUUAAAAAGACAAGCAACACCUUGGUCAUCAAACGUCAAUAAAAGUAAAAUACAAAUGCGAAGAAACCGUUUAAAAAUUAUUUGGUUUAUGGUUGGUGCGCGUGAAAAUAUAAAAAAUUAAGAUAUUGUUGAUCAUUUUCUUUAUUAUUUGUGAUGUCUGUUUUAGGUGAUGCGCAAAUAUCCCAUGUCAUUCCCAUUUAAUCUUUCAAUCAAUAAUAGAAAAAUAUACCGGGUCAUAAAAGUAAUUAUGUACUGAAAAAUACAUCAAUAAAACUGAACAAUUUUCUUAUAAAAAUUCUAUUCAGUAAAUCGAAUUACAACACUUAAAACACAUCUUUACAAGAUGCGCUUUUUAUACAACACAAUUAAUGCUUCCUCAUUAGACAAUGAGCUGAAAAUUACUUAAAUCGUUUACAAAAUGCAAUAAGUUCUUCGAGUUCUAAGUGAGAUAUCAAUUUAAAAAAUAUAUUAUUAAAACAAAAUGUUAAAUGACAGUAUCUGCAAAAUAGACUAGUUUCACUUCGUCAUUUUUAGAGUUGUAUCAUAUUUCACGUCGCUUACCUAACAAUACCGUGCGCUACUGUUUUUAAUAAAAGCAAAAUAAUAUAAUAAAAAAUAGUAGGUACUAAAUUACAUUUUAUAUUUAUCGCAUAAAAAUGUUUAAGUUUGAAAUACGUUCAUUUUAAAAGUAAAAAUUUUAUUUAUUGUGGUGGUUAUGAUAGAUGCCGUCAAUGAUUUUCGAAUAUAAAGUAUCAUAAAUCAAUAAUAAUAAUACUGUAAAGUAAUACAGUGCAUGAGUAGUGAAGAGGAAAAGUGUUCCGUGAAUUUAACGCGUAAACGCGAACGUUCAGCGUUUCGUAUGUAACCUGAACCUUUCAAUUGGCUCUAAAGAACUCUUAAAAAAAUUAAACAUCGAUCACUUACGUUUUAGUGAUAUAACGCAGACUAAAUAUUACUUAGGAUAAGUUUGUAUGGUCUUAUGCUCUUUGUCUGCUUUAUCGAUAAGAAAACUGAGGAUUUUCGAUACAAAUUGUCAUUUGUACAAGUUUUGUAUAAGGAACAAGUUUUCGUUAUUUCGAACCAUUAACUCAAAACUUAGAGAUAUC
Diatraea saccharalis (sugarcane borer) is the source of this 2309-nucleotide messenger RNA. NCBI's taxonomy places the organism in Eukaryota, Metazoa, Arthropoda, Insecta, Lepidoptera, Crambidae. The record is from the annotation of a GenBank genome assembly.